AUGGCGGCCAAAAUAGGGUCUUUCCGGCACAGCUUUGCUGAGAGGAGCAAGGAGAGGCUUCUCUCCCGUAAAGGGUACUCGGAUUUUGGCAUCAACAACUCCCAAUGCAGCGAGGAGGAGAUUGUCAAAUGUGGCUGGUUUGGUAGAAUGUCCGAGGGUUUCGUCAACUUUUGCAACAACGUUCCACAAGUUUCAGUUAAAUUAUAUAAAAUGGGCAGCUCAGAUCCUCGGAAAGCUUACUUCGCUGGCAAGAUGGGGUUGUCGCUGGCGAUUGUUUCGCUGCUCAUAUUUUUCAAGGAGCCUCUCAAAGGUGCUAGCCAAUAUUCCAUCUGGGCGAUUCUUACUGUAGUCCUCGUUUUCGAAUUCAGUAUAGGUGCGACGUUGAGCAAAGGGCUUAAUCGUGCAAUGGGAACGAUAUCGGCUGGAGGGCUAGCUCUAGGCAUAGCAGAGUUGGCUGUAAUGGCCGGGAGAUGGAAGGAGGUUGUGAUUGUAGGAAAUAUUUUCAUAGCAGGUUUUCUUGCUAGCUAUAUCAAGCAGUAUCCGCCAAUAAAGGCUUAUGAAUACGGAUUUCGGGUUUUCUUGUUGACAUACUGUAUAGUUUUGGUAUCCGGGAGUACAUCAUCAUUUAUCAGAACAGCAAUUUAUCGAUUGAUCUUCAUUGGAGUGGGUGCUAGUAUCUGUUUAGCUAUAAACUUAUGUAUACUCCCCAUUUGGGCAGGGGAGGAUCUCCAUAAGUUGGUGGCGAAAAAUUUCAAGGGUGUUGCAACUUCUUUAGAAGGUGUUGUUAAUGGAUAUCUACAAUGUGUUGAGUAUGAGAGGGUUCCUUCAAAAAUUCUCACAUACCAAGCUUCUGAUGAACCAAUGUAUAGUGGAUAUAGAACCACUAUACAGUCUAUAACCCAAGAGGAAACCCUGUUAGACUUUGCGCUAUGGGAGCCACCGCAUGGCCCUUAUAAGACGUUCCAUUAUCCUUGGAAAAGCUAUGUUCGAGUUGGUGGUUCUCUUAGGCACUGUGCUUUCAUGGUCAUGGCAAUGCACGGAUGCAUUCUUUCUGAAAUACAGGCACCACCAGAGAAGAGACAUGUUUUUGCGAAUGAGCUUCUGAGGGUUGGUACCGAAGGUGCUAAGGUAUUACGCGAGCUAGGAAGCAAAGUAGAAAGGAUGGAAAAAUUAAGUCCCAAAGAUGUACUUUUUGAUGUGCAUGAAGCAGCAGAAGACUUGCAGCAUAUGAUAGACCAGAAAUCAUACCUUCUUGUCAAUUAUGAAGGUUGGGGACCCAAAAUACUAGGGCGCAAAAUUGAAGAUACUGACAAUAUUGUUGAGAAGGAGCAGGAUAAUAAGAACAAUGUGAUCGAGUCCCUUGGUGAAUCCUGGGAUGCAGAUCAGAAUACUGGAAAUGGUGGCGGUGGCGGCAAUCCCUCAAUGUCACGUUUGAUAUCUACAAAUAGUGUGUUAAAGAAAACAUUGGCAUCAUGGCCUUCACGGCUUGCAUCGUUUAAUUAUGGGAAUAUGAUGCACCCUCAACUUGAACUAGAAGAAUCAAAAGUAUAUGAAAGCGCCAGCUCCUUAUCCUUAGCAACAUUUACAUCUCUUCUAAUUGAGUUUGUGGCAAGGCUUCAAAAUUUAGUGGAUGAAUUUGUAGAGCUUAGCGAGAAAGCAAACUUUAAGGAUCCUAUGGACUCAUCGGAUACCAAAGAGGUAGACGGGUUCCGGUCCAAGCAUGAAGAGUUAGCUUGA
Messenger RNA from Fragaria vesca subsp. vesca, 1737 nucleotides. Its product is annotated as aluminum-activated malate transporter 4-like. Bases 1 to 1737 code for a protein of 578 amino acids. Gene Ontology annotation, cellular component: plant-type vacuole membrane. NCBI's taxonomy places the organism in Eukaryota, Viridiplantae, Streptophyta, Magnoliopsida, Rosales, Rosaceae. The transcript is spliced from 6 exons. The record is from RefSeq and is a predicted model, not a curated record. Gene Ontology annotation, biological process: malate transport.